AUGGCGACGACGACGACGACGACGACGACGACGACGACGACGACGACGGGACGGACGCGAUGGACGACGCCGACGACGAUGAUGACGCCACCGAUGCGAUCGCUCGUGAUGGCGGACAUGGGGAUCGGGGCCACGCGGACGUUCGCGAGCGACGCGACGCGCGCGGCGAAGACCUCGACGGAGGCGGAGGACGCGAGCGACGCGGGCGAGGACGCGGACGCGGCGAUCGAUCAGGGGGUGAUGGCGGUGCGAUGGACGGUGCCGGAAGAGCAAGGGAGUGCGCGUGAUGUCGUGGUGCCGAUGCACGGGUGGGACGGGAGCGUUCGGGGAGAGGCGACGCUCCCGGGACGGAUAUUCGAUCAGCCGCUUCGAGUGGACGUCGCGCAUCGCGUCGUGCGGUGGCAACGAGCCAAGGCGCGGGCGGGGACGCAUAAGACGAAGACCAGGGGAGAGGUGUCGGGGACGACGCGUAAGGCUCGACCGCAAAAGGGACAAGGGCGAGCGCGCGUGGGGAUGCUUCGCGCGCCGCAGAUGCGCGGCGGAGGCGUCGCCCACGGACCGGUGCCGCGCUCGCACGCGUACGCGUUACCGAAAAAGGUUCGACGCAUGGGGCUCAAAGUGGCGCUCAGCGCGCGCGCAGCGGAGGGCAAGAUCGUUAUCGUGGAUUCAUUCGCGGGUAUGGAGCCGAAAACGCGCGUGAUGAAGGAGACGCUCGAGAGGUUGACUGGGGACAUGGGCUUGGCGGCGGGCGGUAAGUUUCACUCGACGCUCAUCGUGGACGGUGAGUUCGAGGAGACGAGCGAAGAGGACGACGACGAAGAAACGUAUUCACCAAACGAGAUUGUUCGCAUCUCGUCUCGAAACCUCCCGCACGUCGAGGUCUUGCCGCAGAUCGGCGCCAACGUGUACAGUAUUUUGCGUCGGCGCACGCUCGUGAUGACCAAGAGCGGAUUAGAGCAGCUCAUUCGGCGCUUGGACGAGCCGAUCAGGAGGUAG
Molecule: messenger RNA, 996 nt
Organism: Ostreococcus tauri
Lineage: Eukaryota; Viridiplantae; Chlorophyta; Mamiellophyceae; Mamiellales; Bathycoccaceae
Product: Ribosomal protein L4/L1e
Exons: 1
Coding region: 1-996 (331 amino acids)
Biological process (GO): translation
Cellular component (GO): ribosome
Molecular function (GO): structural constituent of ribosome
Source: RefSeq, a predicted model, not a curated record